AUGGCGGAGGCGGACAGCUCGGAGCCCAAUAAUUGUCUGUCAGGAAACCAACAAACUGCUGAUGGAUUCUGCUCUAGCCCUAUCUUUGCUUUUCCUACACCACAGCGGCAACAGCCUGUCAUUUCCCCCCUCUCCCAGUCUGCUCAGCCUUCAUCGCUGCCUAAACCAGUGUCCACCACCCAUCAUGUGCCCUGUGUCCCCCACGCGCCUCAUGUAGCAGCCCUGGCCACCUGUCCUGGACGAGGCAAGAUUGCCAAGUUCAUCAGUCCGGAGGAAAUGACAUCACGGGACUAUUACUUUGACUCUUAUGCCCACUUUGGCAUUCAUGAGGAGAUGCUGAAAGAUGAGGUGCGGACUCUGACGUACCGGAAUGCCAUGUAUCACAACAAGCAUGUCUUCAAAGAUAAAAUCGUCCUGGAUGUGGGCAGUGGUACUGGGAUCCUCUCUAUGUUUGCUGCCAAUGCAGGAGCCAAACACGUGUACGGGAUUGAGUGUUCAAGUAUAUCUGAAUACUCAGAGAAGAUCAUCAAGUCCAAUCACCUACACAAUGUUAUUACCAUCUUCAAGGGCAAGGUGGAGGAGGUGGAGCUUCCCGUGGAAAAGGUGGACAUCAUCAUUUCGGAGUGGAUGGGUUACUGCCUCUUCUAUGAGUCCAUGCUCAACACAGUCAUCUUUGCCAGGGACAAGUGGCUGAAACCUGGAGGCCUGAUGUUUCCGGACCGGGCAGCCCUCUAUGUGGUAGCCAUCGAAGACCGACAGUACAAGGAUUUUAAGAUUCACUGGUGGGAAAAUGUGUACGGGUUCGACAUGAGCUGCAUUCGGAAUGUGGCUAUCAAAGAGCCUCUGGUGGAUGUGGUUGAUCCCAAGCAGGUCGUGACAAAUGCCUGCCUCCUAAAGGAGGUGGACAUCUACACUGUGAAGCCAGAGGACCUGUCCUUCACCUCGGCUUUCUGUCUGCAGAUUCAGCGGAACGAUUAUGUCCACGCACUGGUCACCUACUUUAACAUUGAGUUCACCAAAUGUCACAAGAAGACUGGCUUCUCCACUGCUCCAGAUUCACCCAGCACACACUGGAAGCAGACAGUGUUUUAUUUAGAGGACUACUUAACUGUCAAGAAGGGAGAGGAGAUCUUCGGCAGCAUCACUGUCAGGCCCAAUGAAAAAAAUGUGCGUGACCUGGAGUUUACCCUUGAGCUAGAUUUUAAAGGACAGCUGUGUGAAGCAGCCAUUUCCCAUGACUAUAAAAUGCGCUAG
Molecule: messenger RNA, 1254 nt
Organism: Menidia menidia (Atlantic silverside)
Lineage: Eukaryota; Metazoa; Chordata; Actinopteri; Atheriniformes; Atherinopsidae
Source: the annotation of a GenBank genome assembly